CCUUCUCGGUAGGAGAUGCUCCAGCCCCCCAGCCACGCCCGCUGCCCCCGCCCGGCCCGGCAGCCGCCGCUGACCUGCGGCAGCGACUACACGUCCCGGCGGCCCGCGGGCCGGGGAUGCUCCCGGGGCGGCCCUUCCGCUGCCGGGCGGCUCCAUCCCGGCUUUCCGGUGCCUGCCCGAGCGGAGCGGAGCCGGGCCCCGGCGGGGGCGGUGGCGGCGCUGGAGCCGGAGGCCGAGGCGGAGGCGUGCGGGGCCGGGCAGAGCCCUGCGGCCGGUGCCAUGAGGGCCGAGCCGCCCGCCUGGGCCCCGGGGCCGGCGCAGGCGGCCGCGCUGCUGGAGGAGGCGGCAGACCUGCUGGUGCUGCACCGCGACUUCGCCGCCGCCCUGGAGCGCUGCGAGGCGGGCUGCGACAGCCUGGGCCCCGUUCCCGUUCCCGGCCCCGUUCCCGGCCCCGUUCCCGGCCAGGAGAGUUUUGCAGAAGUGAAAUGCUCCCUUUGUGUUGUGGGGAUUCAGGCGCUGGCUGAGAUGAACCGGUGGAGAGAAGUUCUGUCUUGGGUCCUACAGUACUACCAUGUCCCUGAACAUCUGCCUCCAAAAGUUCUGGAGUUGUGUCUCCUGCUGUACAGCAAAGUGGGAGAGCCGCAGGUGAUGCUGGAGGUGGGCAGCAGCUGGCUGAGAGCCCAGGGCAAUGAGAGGCUCCCCGAGUUCGGGUCGCUGCUGGAGCUGUACCUGGCGCAGGUGCUGCUGCCCCUGGGGCGCUUCGAGGGCGCGGAGGAGCUGGUGAGGGGCUGUGCCGUGUUCGACAGCGAGCAGCAGCUGGAAUUCCUCGGCACCAUCGGCGAGAGCCGCUGCCGCUGGACGCAGCGGGAAGAGACACGCUCGGCUGCUGAGGAGCAGCAAGACCCAGCCACAGAAACUCUUCUAGGAGUGCUGUCCCAAAAGCUCCUGACCAUGUUGACAUUACUACGUAGAGCACUGAGGUCCAUGUCAAACCACUUCUAUUUACUUCCUUACAAGAAGAUGCUCUUGGCUACUUUUUUGCUGUACCUGGUGGUGGUGAGAUUAGACCCAGCUUCUCCCACAUCACUGCCAUUCAUUUACAAACUGGUCCAGCUCUUCCGACAGGCUUGGGCAGCUGUGCUUUCUCCAAUCCAUAGGCCUCCAAUUCGAGACUAAGUGUCUUCCUCCCCUCAAAGUGUCACCUUGGCUUGGGCAUGUUACCAGGCUCUUCAGGGGCUGUUCAACUCUGAGAUGUAGACUCCUGGAAUUUCUUCAGACAGGGAAUGGUGGUGUAUGAAUUUCGAAGCCACAGCAAGCAUUCCUGACAUUUUGCUUGGUCCUGUCCAACACUAGGGUACAGCCACUCUGUCCAUACUACAACUGAAUAAGAAUCCUCCUUUUCAAACACUUUGCUUUGGAUGUGUCUCUUGAGUGAGGGUUGUGUAGCCAGUUAUGAACUAUGGAAGAAGUUCUUAUCCUUGCAAACGCUGAGCAAGUGUUCUCUGAGCAAGUGCAAUUCCUGCAAUUCCCUAAUCACACCAGUGAUUAGGGGAAUAUUCUCUUUUCCCUGAAGACAUCUGAAAAGCCCAGUUCCUGCAGCAUGGGAUUUAGGACAAGCACAUGAAAGAAAAACACUGGAGAAAUGAAAGCCUAUUGCAUUUUGAAAGCCAUGUUUUUUCUCUUGUGACUGAUGCCUCUUUGGACAGGCACACUGGAUUUUAGUCAUAUUUAAGCCAGAAAGAUGAGGAGUUGGGCCAAAAAGACUGUUGUGUUGUAUCUACUCUUCUUAAAUGCAAAUUACAGCACUCAGUGCUUGUCUGAUACAUAGUCAUUCCUAGAAGCACUUGGUGGUGGUGGUAAGGAAAUAAGUUUAUUUUUUUAAAUUAUAUUCUAUGUUAUUGUCUAGUUGAACAACUGAAGUUGUGGCUUUGUUUUGCUCUUUCCCUACCUCUUGCUUUGUUUAUGUAGAUGUCAAAAAGUCUCUCUGUAUAUCUAGAAUUGCUCCCCAAGCCUCAGUAUCCGAAGUUCUGGGUUAGAUGGGAGUCAUUUAGCAAUGCUCUGUCAUUCAGAACAAAAGUUUAUUUUUCAUAGAAAGAGAUACUUCUCUGACAUCACAAGACCUUCCCGAGAUCAUUGGUAAGAAAAUUGUGCACCUGCAGGUCAGUCACCAGACAGCUUCAUUUCUGACCACUUGGGGCAGAAAUUGGAGGUUUGGGGUGGAAUAUUAAUUUCUCCUCCAUCCAUUCAUCCAUCUAUCAUCAGCUGACAAAAGGUAAAUUCCAAGGAGGGAACACUGAUCUAAAAAAAUACUGCUUUUAAACUGUUGUGUGCUGGAGGGGACAAGUUGAAGGCAAGAAGCCUGGGACAAAUUUACCUCUGUCAUCCCAGCAGCUGUGCCAAAAUGGUGCAAACUCAGUGAUGUCAGCCCAAACGACAAAAUGUUGUCAGAGCAGCCUUUUUGGUGAGAUCUGUUCCUUUGCUCCCUCCUGGGGCACUUAGCAAACUGUCUCAUCUUCACUACUAAAAACAGUUGUCUGUUUCAUCUUAAAUUAUCCCAAAAAGAGCUACACCCCAGCAUUAUUGUCAGACAAACUCAGGUUAUUUGUGAGUGUAAUAAUAACCUUUCCUAGUUGUCUCAAGAGAUUUUAAAACCCAAACCAAUCCCAUAUACAUGCCUCCCCAAAGUUUUUGUCUCUACACCAGGUUAAGUAGCACAUAUUUCCAUAUAAAAAAGUAAUUUCUGAUAUACUCUGCACACACAGGGAAGAGCAGCCUUUGAUACUGCUUUGGUAUUGAUAUUUCAGUUUAUUACUGAAACCAACAUUUAAUGUGAAAUCAGAUAGAAUGAAACACAGAAGCUCUGUCUGGAGAUGAGCUCUUCCAAGAAAUGACCAGGAUCAGUCCUCUGCCCCUUGCUUUGCAAGGCCUCUGGUUAAAUCCUUUGUAAGCCAGUUAAUGAAAUGGCAAACUUCACUCUGAAGUCAGGCCAAAUUCUUAUCAAAGUGACUGUUAGGUAAUGAACACUUUUUGCUGUAAUCUUCUGGCAUCAUUUUUAGUUGGAUGGCAGAGAUGCUGUUUUGGAGGUUGGUUUGGACCAAUGGUUUCAGCAGGCCAUACAUUUUAGGAUGCUGUUAAGUGUCCUUUACUAGGACUUUUAACAUUCAACUUUUAAGUGUAGGUUGGUAACCUUGAAUUUAUUGGAGUACUACUGAUUUAGAAUUUAUAUUGUUUUUAAUUCAUCAUGAGAAAGCAAGAAGGCAGAAAUAAGCUAUCAGGGUUUUUUUUGCAAUUAAUACUGAAGCUGCAGUAUCUAAUUUUUAUAAUAAAGUGACUACUGAUUUACCUCUGUA
Taeniopygia guttata (zebra finch) is the source of this 3350-nucleotide messenger RNA. RefSeq names its product peroxisomal biogenesis factor 26 (gene PEX26). Gene Ontology annotation, cellular component: peroxisome; peroxisomal membrane. The record is from RefSeq and is a predicted model, not a curated record. Gene Ontology annotation, molecular function: ATPase binding; protein-containing complex binding. NCBI's taxonomy places the organism in Eukaryota, Metazoa, Chordata, Aves, Passeriformes, Estrildidae. Gene Ontology annotation, biological process: protein import into peroxisome membrane; protein import into peroxisome matrix.